AUGAGAAGAAGACGCUACCGAUCAUACCUGAUUUUGGUUAUCAAAUCUGUGGCCACCAUAUCGAUCGUCGGAAUGUUAUGGAUGUACCUAUCUAACACAAAUGAACCCACUGCGGAGAGCUACAACAGCGUAUGGGAAGAAUACUUCAAAAGAGCGAAUCAAAGGAAGAAACCACUUUCACCUGAAAUUGUCGAGAAGCUGAAAGAAGGGAUGUCACGGCUUGGCAACCGAUAUGAUGCCUUGCUGUACAUUAAGAGAGCUAUGACUUAUACCAAUAACACCAAAUUGAUAAAAAACAAGUCAACCGACAUUUUAAUUAAUAAAACAUAUUCAGCAGACGCCAACAAAAUUAGGGAGGCGAAUGAGUCCAACAAAGAUGAAGAAUUGUCGAGAAGUCUUAGAAGUUUAAAGUAUGAUCUUAGUAAAGAUAUGUAUAAAAUCAGUGUUAAUCAAAACGAGCCUUACAAGUCGUCUAAUGGAAAGCGGCCGCCGAAUAACUCUAAAAUCCCAAGUUCAUCAAAGGUGGCAAAAUAUCCGUAUGAACAUUUCGACGCGGAACUUAAGCAAUAUUUUCUGAGCAAUCAAGCAUUAAAAAGAAGUCAGAUAAUUGAAGAUGGCAUAUACUGGUCUGAGUCCAUCGAACGGCAGUUCAAAAGAGGGUUAAGUGAUGAAGAUGUAUCACGGUGGGCUUCCAUUGUACGUCAUCAAGCGGUUAGAGAGAUGCACCCACCUAACUGGAAAGAGUGUGGUAGACCGAAAAACCAACUGAUAAUUAUGGAUGAUGGUACUCGUAUCUGUGCAAGAUAUCGCCAUCCACAUAUAGAAUUGGUACAAGGUGAACUAUAUUCAUUUUGGAUGUCACGCUUACUGGGAAUGGAACAUGUGCCAGCAGUCGUGUUAUCAAUAGUUAACCAUACCUCGGUACAGUGGAAGAAACAGAUGGUGGGUAUCUCUAAUGCAGGGUGGCAGCAAGGAGUAGUUGUAGGCCUUGUGCAAUGGAUAGACAAUCUGGAAAGGGAUAGGAUGCCCCGUAUACUCUUAGAUGUUAUAACAAAGAAGUCAGCUGAGAACGAUCUGUUACACACAAUGUCAACAUCCGACCUUGUUGAAUUAUUACAAUGGUCUGACCUUAUAGUGUUUGAUUAUAUCAUUGGAAACUACGAUAGGGUAGCAAACAACCAAGAUGCUGCCACCAAGGAAAAUCGACCUAGCAUUAUGAGUGAAUAUAUUCACAACCUCAAAACGAACAAAAGAACGAAUUCAAUCUGGCUAAUCGAUAAUGAAAGUGGUCUGAUUGAUGGUUAUGAACUCAUGCGAAAUCCUCACGGGGUCAACGAAGCGAGUCGAUUUGUUGCAUUCCAUCAACAGAUGUUGAAUUCUAUUUGCAUAUUUCGCAAAUCAACAGUCGCGAACAUCGAGAGACUACACAGUGACGGGAAUCCUGCUAGCUUAUUACUGGAAACAGUCCAUCAGAACGAACCACUAGCACAUUACCUUCCUGCCAUUCCAAAAAGAAUACAAUUUGCGUCGACACUAAAACGAAGAAUUUCCGAUGUGUAUGAUAGAAUACGAUAUUGCAGAAAUCAUAGCCGUUCGGUAAUUUCCGAAGCCACCAGGCUGCCGUAG
Molecule: messenger RNA, 1626 nt
Organism: Saccoglossus kowalevskii
Lineage: Eukaryota; Metazoa; Hemichordata; Enteropneusta; Harrimaniidae
Product: four-jointed box protein 1-like
Biological process (GO): cell-cell signaling
Source: RefSeq, a predicted model, not a curated record